AUGCGCGGCUCCUCCUCCGUGGGCCCACGUGAGCGGUGAGGACAGGCCGAGGUGGUUUCUAGGUGCUGCCGCCGCGCCUCCGCCACCGUCGUUGCCACCUCAAAGCCCGGGCCUGGGGGGCGGUGGGGCCGCGCAUGGAGCCCCCGCCCCCCGGAGCUGCCAGCACUGCCGCUGCUCUACGCACAGCCUCUCAGCUCAGAGCCAUCUGUCCUCCAGGUACCCCUGGAAUGGCAUGAGCAUUCCCCCAGCGAUGGACCCCUCUGUGACGCUGUGGCAGUUUCUGCUGCAGCUGCUGAGAGAGCAAGGCAAUGGUCACAUCAUCUCUUGGACCUCACGGGAUGGUGGUGAGUUCAAGCUGGUGGAUGCUGAGGAGGUUGCCCGGCUGUGGGGGCUGCGUAAGAAUAAGACCAACAUGAAUUACGACAAGCUCAGCCGGGCCUUGCGGUACUACUAUGACAAGAACAUCAUCCGCAAAGUGAGUGGGCAGAAGUUUGUCUACAAGUUUGUGUCCUACCCAGAGGUUGCAGGGUGCUCCACUGAAGACUGCCUGCCCCAGCCUGAGGUGUCCAUCACCUCCGCUGUGGCAAAUGUGGCCCCUGCUGCUGUGCAUGCCAUCUCUGGGGACACUGUCUCUGGGAAACCAGGCCCACCCAAGGGUACAGGAAUGGCAGGCCCAGGCAGCCUGGCACGCAGCAGCCGGAACGAAUACAUGCGCUCAGGCCUCUAUUCCACCUUCACCAUCCAGUCCCUGCAGCCACAGCCGCAGCCACCCUCUCACCCUCGUCCUGCCUCAGUGCUCCCCACCACCACCCCUGCAGGAGCAGCAGUGCCCCCCUCGGGGAGCAGGAGCACCAGCCCAUGCCCCUUGGAGGCCUGCCUGGAGGCUGAGGAGGCCAGCCUGCCGCUGCAGGUCAUCCUGACCCCACCCGAGGUCCCGAACAUUAAAUCAGAAGAGCUGAAUGUGGAGCCUGGGUUGGGCCGGCCACUGCCCCCAGAAGUGAAAGUGGAGGGGCCCAAGGAAGAGUUGGAAGCUGCAGCCAGUGGGGAGGCGGGGUUUGUACCAGAAGUCAUUAAGGUGGAGCGAGAAGGCCCUCCCGUGGAGGGCGUGGCCGCCCGACUGCCCCUGGUCGUUAUGGAGACUGCUGCGCACGUGGGUGUUCUCGCAACUUCCACAGCUCCCAGAACCGAGAUCUCCCAGCCUGCGAAGGGCCGGAAGCCCCGGGACCUAGAGCUUCCACUCAGCCCAAGCCUGCUAGGUGGGCCGGGACCCGAACGGACUCCAGGAUCAGGAUCCAGCUCCGGUAUGCAGGCACCAGGGCCGGCGCUGACGCCAUCCCUGCUACCCACACACACACUGACCCCGGUGCUGCUGACGCCCAGCUCGCUGCCCCCCAGCAUUCAUUUCUGGAGCACCCUGAGUCCCAUUGCACCCCGUAGCCCCGCCAAGCUCUCCUUCCAGUUUCCGUCCAGUGGCAGCGCCCAGGUGCACAUCCCUUCCAUCAGCGUGGAUGGACUCUCAACCCCCGUGGUGCUCUCCCCAGGGCCCCAGAAGCCAUGACUACUACCACCACCACCACCCACCCCCCUGGGGUCACUCCUUCCAUGCCAGCCGCCUCAAGGAGAAACAUAGUUGAGCUGACAGACUCAUGCUGUGGUUGUGUUGGGGUGGGGAUUCUUAGGAAGAAGGAUCUCUCAGUAAUUCUUCCACAGAAAACAUACAACUUCUCUUUUCCUGGUCAGCCCCCCAGUGGCCGCCCUUACACGUCUCCUACUGCUGUGAUGGGGGCAGUUUAUUUAUUUAUUUUUUGAAGGCCACUGGGAGGAGCCUGGCCCAACCUUUUUGGGGGGUUAGUGAGGGCAUCUCCCCCAUCUCCACACUUUACCCUCAAGAUGAGACAGUCAGGAUCUGGCUUGAGAAGGACCUUUAUUUAUUUCUCAGCCUGCCCUUGGGGAGCUGAGGGAGCCCUGUCUCCAUUUGGAGAUAUGAGUAGAAGAGCUAGCUUAUUAGAGUUUAUUAUUCCUGGCCAUACCAAGAGUCCAGAAGACUUCGUGCCAUUUAAUGGUUUGGGAGUCUUGGCCAAGGAAGACUCACACCCUUGAAACAGAAAUGUCCACCUCCCCAGCCUUUCUCUCAGACAUGAACUUUUGUCCAGGGAGGAAUGCCCCUUUUGUUCUUCUCCCACUGAGAAACCAUUCCUGUGUCUGCCAAACUCCUGGGGUCCUGCCUGUUACCUCCCAAUGGAGGGUUUUUUGAGGAGUGGUCCCCGUCUGGGGGGCCUUUCCAGCUAGUACUCCAGGUCUCCUUGUCCCCCACCCCUUGCCAUUUUGAUAGUAUAAUCUAUUUUUAAACAGGGCUUUUCAAUAGGGGAGAGAGGGGCAUCUCUUCCUGUAUCUGAAAUGGGGAGGGUGGGAAGGAAGGGAUUUGGAGGGGUGAGUCUUCCUGCCACUCCCAGGUGUUUAUUUUUGAUACCAAAUAUGUAUUUUCAGCUCCCUCCCAGCCCCCCAGUUUCCUGCAGGCGGGUACAAAGGACCCUUUAAGUGUCCCUGGAGUUGGGAGGGAGGAAUGGGGGACAUAAAGCCUGUCCUAUAUGAAUUCCAGACUGGAGAGAGUGGGUUCAAAGGACUCUUGGGCUCACCUCCUGUCAGCACUGGCCGAGCCUGGGCCUGGGGACCUGGGGGUUGGUGAUCUGAGGAACAGUGCUACACCUGUCUCCACUGUUUGUUUUACUUCCCCCCAAAUGGAUCUUUUUUCUAAGAGUCCCAGAGAGUGGAGAAUUGUUCCUGUAAAUAUAUAUUUUUAAAGGUGA
Manis pentadactyla (Chinese pangolin) is the source of this 2807-nucleotide messenger RNA. It is a transcript of the gene ELK1, whose product is annotated as ETS transcription factor ELK1. Gene Ontology annotation, biological process: regulation of transcription by RNA polymerase II; cell differentiation. The record is from RefSeq and is a predicted model, not a curated record. The transcript has 6 exons. The coding region runs from base 233 to 1558 and encodes 441 amino acids. Lineage: Eukaryota; Metazoa; Chordata; Mammalia; Pholidota; Manidae. Gene Ontology annotation, cellular component: nucleus. Gene Ontology annotation, molecular function: DNA-binding transcription factor activity, RNA polymerase II-specific; sequence-specific DNA binding.